UCUCGCUGAGCGUUUCAAUUCGACGCGAAACGUGUGCGCUUUUGGUGUUGACGGCGACAGCAGCCGUAACGGGAAUAGUUUUAAAAACAACUGUAACUGUAAUGCAGUAGAUUGUUAUAAUAUUGAGCAAGUGAAUGAAUAAUUUGGAUUCAGUCAAAUUGCAAGUGAAGUGAAACGUUCUGCAAAGCACGUACAAGAAUAAAGCGCGCAAGCAAAGCAACAAAUUUAAAUUAAAAUAUUGAUCAUUUCGUGCAUUUACUCACGCCUGUUGCACCACAACUAGAUGCACGUGUGUUAAAGCGCUGCAUUUUGUUGUAAAAAUAUAAAGAAUUUGCAUACUCGACUCCUUGAGCUGCAGCGCGGCGUUUAAUUAUUCAUAAACUUGCCAUUUUUUGUAAGCGUGUCGCGUGUGAGAAGAGUAAAGCGCAUGCGCAACGAACAUCCUUUGAAAGCGAACGUGUCUGCAAUAGCAACAACAAAAACUGUGUGUGAAAAGACCUCGCUUGUUGAAAUUGAAAACAAUUUUUUAACAUUCAUAAAACGUUAAGUGGCCCAAGGAACUCUUACGCUCACACAUACAUAUGUACAUGUACAAGUGACACAAUAAAUUACAAAUUGCACGAAUUUAAUAAGCAAAUAAAAUAAUUUCCAAAGAAACCAAACUUAAAGAAAGAAGUGUCUGACAACUGAAGUACGCCGGAGUUGACGAAAUCGAAAGCUAUAACUAGCCCAUUGAACUGAACUGAUCGAAUUGCUGCAAUAUGGAUGCGAAGCUACUAAUCGCGCUGCUGAUCGCUAUCAACUGUUACUCCAGCUGUGGAGCAGCUUUACGACGCACGCCAAAAGUCUACAAUGCGCUCAUUACAACCGAUGAUAAUCUGACUUCCAGCCGCGCCUAUCCCGUCAUACAACCGACCAUACACGAGAGUGGUGUGGCGCACUAUCCCUUCGGACCGUAUAAUCCGUAUGGUUUCUACUCGCCACCGUUGGUGCGUUUCGGCCAACCGAUUGUGCCGGGUUUGCCACCAAGUCAACAGUUCCCUUAUCCACUACCGCAACAACGUUUCCCACCGCAGUUCAUGCGCCAACCGCCACCAAAUAGUGGACCACAGCUGCUGCCAACACCCAACGCGGCUGCACAACAGCCCCCACCACAAGACGGUUCGCCAGUAGAGGGUGUGGCGCCCACAGCAACACCACCAACCGAAGAACAACAACCGGUGCAACCACCAACCCAGCCACCACCACCGAAAAGCCCCGCUUUUAUGCCACCACUCGAACAAAAUCCACCCAAGCAGAUGCCUAAUGAGAAACUGCCCAUACCUUUGAACGAAUAUGGUCUACCACCAUCACUAAUACCGUUGCAGCAAUAUCCAAAUCGUAAUCCUCAAAAUCCGGUUGCACUUCCUCCAUACGCUUUCAACCAGUAUCCAGUUGUCUAUGAUCCCAUCACCGGUUAUCGUGAGCAAUAUCUACCGCCAUAUGAAUAUUUCCCCAGUCAACAUCAGCAUUUUGCCGUCGGUGGUGGACCACUGGGUGCGCCCAAACCACCAUUCCCACAACCACCACCACCUCCAUUCAGUGGACCAGCAGUAACCGCGCCACCACCGCCACAACAGUAUCCACCACAAGAUCAGCCUGAGGAAGCAGCGGCGAGUGAGCCCGAACCACAACCUGCUGAGCCACCACAGACCCCACCACCCACUGUCGAUUUUGACAGCAUAAAGAAUGCAUCGAAGAGCAAGAACAGCGCAGUGCCGGAUGUGCCGCCACCGCCAAUACCAACAGGCGGCAAGCCGCAGAAAUCCUAACGUGUUUCUAGUGGCGUGAACGGGGUUUGCACUUUACUUGGCUUAAAGUUCACUAAAUGCAUUUCAAACAAUUAGGAAAAUUCUUAUAAGUUAUUAUUGGUAAAAAAAUACUCGAGUUAAUUUAAUUUAUUGUUAACGAAAUUUUUAGUAAGAGAAUUUUGUAUUUUUGCAUUUAAUUCUUAUUUUCGCGCAUCAAUAUUAUAUUGGAUAUAUUGUAGUCAUUAAAACAUUAAUUUGUCGUAA
Messenger RNA from Zeugodacus cucurbitae (melon fly), 2054 nucleotides. RefSeq lists its product as uncharacterized. The record is from RefSeq and is a predicted model, not a curated record. Bases 762 to 1811 code for a protein of 349 amino acids. NCBI's taxonomy places the organism in Eukaryota, Metazoa, Arthropoda, Insecta, Diptera, Tephritidae. The transcript is spliced from 3 exons.